AUGCCACUCACGACGUCGCUCCCGUUUGGCCUCGACGAGGUGGACGUUGUCAUAUGCGGAGGUGGUUUGGCCGCAUGUGUAGUCGCUGGACGUUUGGCAGAGGCCGACCGCGACCUUGUGAUCCUCAUGAUCGAAAGAGGUCCCAACAAUGCGGGCUUAGAUAUUGUCCAGCAUCCAGCACUAUUCAUCAUGAAUCUCUUGCCAGAUAGUAAGACGGCAUUGUCCUAUAAGUCAAAACAAUCGAAGCAGCUGGCCGAUCGAGAAGUUGUAGUACAGACUGGUGGAACGCUCGGUGGCGGCAGCAGUAUCAACAUCAUGCUGUGA
This is a messenger RNA of Recurvomyces mirabilis, 324 nucleotides long. RefSeq lists its product as uncharacterized. The transcript is spliced from 2 exons. Gene Ontology annotation, molecular function: flavin adenine dinucleotide binding; oxidoreductase activity. The record is from RefSeq and is a predicted model, not a curated record. Lineage: Eukaryota; Fungi; Ascomycota; Dothideomycetes; Mycosphaerellales; Teratosphaeriaceae. The coding region runs from base 1 to 324 and encodes 107 amino acids.